Molecule: messenger RNA, 1116 nt
Organism: Aureobasidium melanogenum CBS 110374
Lineage: Eukaryota; Fungi; Ascomycota; Dothideomycetes; Dothideales; Saccotheciaceae
Exons: 2
Source: RefSeq, a predicted model, not a curated record
GUCUUCCAGCCUGAGCUGCCACAGCAUUGCACACCGACAAACGACUUUCUAUACCGCUUCUCGAGUACGUUUCAUACUUGUGUGCCGACAAACCUAGCUUUCAUAUCGACUCUGCUGGGCACGCUUUCCAUCGUAUCAUGGCUGUUCGCACAGAUGCCACAAAUAUACAAGAACUACACUAUCAAGAGCACGUCUGGUCUGUCCAUCUUCUUCCUGGUCGAGUGGUGUGCGGGAGAUGUCAGCAAUCUCCUCGGAGCCGUCUUCACAGAACAGGCAACAUGGCAGAUGAUAGUAGCAGGUUAUUACUGUCUCGUAGACUUCUUGCUUGUCGCUCAGUGGAUCUGGUACGAGCGCCUACGACACGGAUACAGAAUUCGCCAAAUGUGGCCAGACAGCGACGGCAGCGAUCAUCCUGGUCGAAGUCAAGAGAUGGUCAUCGAGGGCAUGCCAGCGAUGAGUCGCGAGAACACGUUCGAGAAUAUCGACGACGCCAACGAGAAGUACGGAUCAUCCAGGAGUCCACGUGCCAUCAACCGUGUCCAGGCUUCGUCUUCUUUUCCAUCGCCAUCUCCUCGCACUGUGCUGUUGUUGGCCUGCUUGAUCUCUCUUGCCCAAGCAUCACCACUGAAACCCAACAGCCACCAUCCUCACCACCACGAACCUGUUAGCAAGAUCUCGAGCCUGGCAGCAGCUGGUACUGUUCUUUCCUGGUUGUCGACACUGCUAUAUCUGGGUAGCCGGUUGCCACAACUUUACAAGAACUGGGCCAGGAAAUCGACAGCAGGCCUCAGUGCUCACCUCUUCAUCGCCGCUUUCUUUGGUAAUCUCUUCUACAGUACUAGCAUGCUGACAAACCCCAAUCUUUGGGCGGAUGCACCUGCUCACGGCUUGCAUGGUUGGGUCGAAGACACACCCAAUGUGCGUCAUGACUGGCUCAUGCGUGCUUUACCAUUCUGGCUCGGUGCAGCCGGUGUGCUUAUAAUGGAUGCCGCUGUUGGUGUGCAGUUCCUCAUGUACGGCGAGAGUGAAGACUCGAAGGUGGUCGUGCUAGAAGAAUCUGGCCGUGAGGACUGGCGCUGGCGUAGAGUCAGUGGCUGGAUGCGCGGCUGGGUACCU